AUGGAGAAUUGGGGUGAGUGAACAGAAGGCAUUGGAGAGAAAAAUGAAAGUGAUCGACGGCUUCUUCUUUUUUUCUCAGGCAUGAUCACAGUCCGACAAGCCGAGGGACUCUACCAGGAGAAGCUGUUCCCGAUCACCCAGAAACAUCAUGCUCAGGAGAUUAUCGCUCACGAGGUGGCGCAUCAUUGGUUCGGCAAUCUGGUGACGAUGAAGUGGUGGAACGACAUGUGGCUCAACGAGGGAUUCGCCACGAUGAUCGGCGUCAAAGCUGUCGAUCAUCUCGAGAAUACGACGUGGCGAUAUGUAAGUAACGUUUCCGUCAGUACCCCUCACCCAGGCCAGCAAUUUUUUUCCAGGAAGAUCACACCGCCGAGCUGAUGUGCUUCUCUCUGCGCGCCGAUCAAGAGGAGCGCAGUAUGGCGGUCAGUCCGAGCAAAGAAGUGGACAUGCUUCGGCAUCUGGAGCUGCACGCCAAUCAGAAGACGAUCAUCUACAAGAAGGCGGCGAUUAUCAUGCGAAUGAUCGAGCGGCUCGUCCAGGAGGACAUCUUUCAGCAGGGUCUCAACCGCUUCUUGAGCACUUUUAUGUACAAGAAUGCGGAUCAUGAGGAUCUGUUCAAUGUGCUUGUCUAGUAAGUUUCAACGCUUCUUCUUCAUUUCAUCUCAUCUCAACUCUAGUGUGCACGAUUCCUCGGCCGGCGGUCAUCUCAGCGGCCAGAACUUUUCGCUGUCGGAUGUCAUGAACACGUGGAUCCGUCAGGCACACUUUCCGGUGGUUCACGUGAAUCGCAAAGAAGGUAGCAUUGUGACACUGCGACAGGAACGAUACAUAGUAGGCCAGAUCUCCAAGCGUCAUCGACGUGGUUACACUUUCAGCACGUUCCUCACCACCCGCGACUCGACAAGCACGAGUACGUGUGGAAAGUGCCGAUCUUCUACGAUGAGCCGGUGUCCGGAAAGCAUAAAGUGUUCUGGCUGACCGACACGCAGCCGGUCGUGUUCGAUAUGGCCGGCCAGUUGGUCGUCGAUCCGCAUCAGUUGACGUACAUGCGGUUGCGGUACGACGACUCGAUGUACUCGGCGAUCACGAUGAAGCUGCUCGCGGAUCACACGGCGAUUCCGACAAACUCGCGCAGCAGACUGCUCGACGACACGCUCGCGAUGGCCGAGCACGGACAAAUGAGCUACAAAGUGCCGUUCAACAUCUCCAUGUACAUGACGAAAGAGGUGAGCGACUUUAUAUAA
Molecule: messenger RNA, 1244 nt
Organism: Caenorhabditis sp. 36 PRJEB53466
Lineage: Eukaryota; Metazoa; Nematoda; Chromadorea; Rhabditida; Rhabditidae
Source: the annotation of a GenBank genome assembly